Molecule: messenger RNA, 455 nt
Organism: Eleginops maclovinus (Patagonian blennie)
Lineage: Eukaryota; Metazoa; Chordata; Actinopteri; Perciformes; Eleginopidae
Product: required for excision 1-B domain-containing protein-like
Exons: 4
Coding region: 159-455 (98 amino acids)
Source: RefSeq, a predicted model, not a curated record
UUGAAAACAGACCGCGCAGUGUCGUCAUAUCCGGGAGGCAGUACAUACUGGCUGCUGAUUCACUUCAGAAAUAAACAUCGUCCUGUUUUUAUGAAAUAUAAACAUGUCAGUAUAAUAAACUGUGGAAACUCAGCGAUAAUACUUUCCGACAGCUUACCAUGGUCCCUACAGACUUUAAAGCCCUGAUCCAGAGGUUUUACCAGCUUCAGUCGGAGCGGGUGGAGACGUAUCAGCUCUUUGAAGAAGGACACGAGGCCUACUUGAGGACGGGGCCCCAUUAUGACUUCGACCACUACAAGCAGCUGGUGCAUGAGAUCACUCUGGCCUUUAAUGGCAUCUCCAAAGAAGUCCUGGAGAUUAAGGAGAAGCUGCAUCACGAAUUCGACCGACCUGCCCUCUCUGAGCACAUGGAGAAGCUGCAGUGCAAAGAGAAGCAGAAACUUGAACUGAAAUGA